GGGGGGGGUCAUGUGAGCAUAAUAAAGUUGGAGUUUUUGUUAAGAUAAAUAAAAUGCAAAAUCAUUUCUUGGGAUUGAAAGUCAGAUUUUUCUGCAUGAAAAGAUUUUAAUGUCUUGAGAUUUUUUGGGUGUAAAUAUUUUAUCCAUUAAACAUCAAAAACAUUUUUCCUUGGUUUAGGUUAGUUAUUUUUGGGUCUUUGGUGUAGGUUGGUUGUUGUUUAACUGCAUUGUUGGUUCAGUUCAGGGCUCGAUUCAAAUGAUCAGUUUGUCACUUUAGUUUGGUUGUUUUGAUUUUUGUUGUUUGACUGGUUGAGGUUGUUUUCUUGAGCUUGUUGCUUUAGUUUCUAGCAAGUUCCCUGGUUCUCAGCAGAGCCUUUGUAAUUGUCUUCAGUAUGAAAUGGGGUGGGGCGGGGCCUUAUAUGCAAUGUGACAUUUCCCCAAAUGCACCUUUGACGUUGCCGUCCGAAUGAGACGCAAAUCAUGAACAUAAAUCAACAACCGCAAAACCUCUGAUAAAUAUUCAUGAAGGCAGGGAGGGGAAGAGGGCCAUUUCAAUCUGCUCUUUGGAGGGAUACCUGAUCUUAUUUUGUGGAAACUUCUCUCUCACCGUCUUUGUUGUCUGUUGUGCCUUUUCCCAGGAAAUUACUUUAAUUAGUGGUGGAAUUAUUAGUACAAAGUGGGAAUGUUUUUCUCCCAUUGAAGUUUUUUCCUCUUUCGAAUUCUGACUUCGACCUUAAUUCGGUUCAGAAAACUGGUCAGAGUUUGAUUUGGUCGGAGUCUGAUUCAAUUCUUCCCCAUAAGAAAUAAUUGAAAACUGAUUAAUCGGAGGCGCCAUCAGCUAGCCUCGAGACGCGCUUUAUCUUGUCGAGCCGAACCGAAAGUUGCUUCGGGAACGCUUGGGGACGUGGAGACACCGUCAGCUAGCCUCGACCCGGCUCGGAAAGCUGUUUGGAGUCCAAUGUUUUGUUCGGUUUCGGGAAUUCAAAAGCUUGGAAUUUUUUGUUCGAACUCUAAUUUGUUCGAACUUGGAGACGUUUGAGGUUCUACUGUAAACCUUUGUCUAUUACUUUCUCCAAAAACUUUUCUUGUAAGAUUGCUUGCUAUUGAAAAAUGCUUUCUUACCUAUCAUACAACUUUGGUUUAUUAUAUAACUUUAUUUUCAUAAGUACAACUUUUCAAGUUAUUCUCGAAUAUUAUGUAUUUUUCUUUUUAGUAUUUUAUAACAAUUCUCUACUUGACGUUAAUAUGGAUGGAUGGAUGGAUGGAUGGAUGGAUGGAUGGAUGGAUGCAUGGAUGCAUGGAUGGAUGCAUGGAUGGAUGCAUGGAUGGAUGCAUGGAUGCAUGGAUGAUGCAUGGAUGGAUGCAUGGAUGGAUGCAUGGAUGGAUGCAUGGAUGGAUGCAUGGAUAGAUGGAUGCAUGGAUGGAUGCAUGGAUGGAUGCAUGGAUGGAUGCAUGGAUCGACGGACGAACAUGUUCAGACCUCCAGUGGACGGAGGUCUUAGCGGCACCUUCUCGUUCUCAGUAGCCUGACAGGAGCGCCUGUACUCGGCUGCGCUGUCUGAGUUUGCGCCGCUGAUCCUCCGGAGAGUCAGCAGCGCCUGGCGAGCCAGCCGCGCACUCACAGAGACCUCCGCUCGCGUUUUGCUUCCUGGUUGUGCGCGUAUAUAUAGCGGCCUAAAAAUAUCUCCGGCGCGCCCCAAUGAGCGGUUGGAGCUGCUGAGUUCUGCAGCCAACUGGGCCGCGGCAGGGGCUCCGGCCGCGGGCAGGCAUUGGCGCAGGCCGCAGCGGCAGGCGGGUCGUGCGCUCACCGGAGCUCAUUGGAUGGACCGGCAUGAAACGUCACGGCAUCACGUGGUGCAUGUUCGUGUGGAGUUGUAACCGCGAGAGCGAGGUGGGAGGGAGACGCAAGUUUAGAGGGAGCUGACACUCGGGAGCAGACUUCAGUCAGUGUGCGCUGCGCUCCGGAACAAGCGCGACGUACAUGCGCACGCUCGCUCGCUCGCUCGCUCGCACGUAGGACCACCAGGCAUCCGGCUGAGAUGGACGUCAUCCCCAUGUGCAGCAUCUUCCAGGAGCUCCAGAUCGUGCACGACACCGGAUACUUUUCCGCCUUACCGUCUUUGGAGGAGUAUUGGCAGCAGACAUGCUUGGAGCUGGAGCGCUACCUUCAGGCCGAGCCGUACGUGUCGGCGACCGAGCUGAAGUUCGAGAACCAGCAGGACCUGUGGAGCAAACUGAUGCUGGCGUGCGGCGACAAGGCGGCCGACCCCAAACUGGCCAAGGAGGACGUGGACCCCCCGGAGAGCCGGGACAACGCCGCCGGCUGCUGCUUCCACUCGGACGCCAGCAGCGAGGCGUCGGACAGCUCCGAGGAACUGUCGCCCGCUCUCGACUUCCCCGUCGGCUCGCUGGCCGACCUCCUGGGCGACAACCCCGAGGACCUGAGCGCAGCCGCCGCCGUCAUCAUCGGGACGCCGCCCUCCUCGCCUGAGCUGGCCAAGGAGGGCCCGGCGGGGCCGCGGGCGUGGGGUAGCGGCCAGCACGUGACGGCGAAAGGCAGGACGGGCGGGGCGGAGAGGGCGGGGCUCGCCGGCGGGGAAGUCUCGCCCGACGGCAGGAGGCGAGUGCACAGGUGUCUCUUCAACGGAUGCAGGAAGGUGUACACCAAGAGCUCGCACCUCAAGGCGCACCAACGCACCCACACAGGCGAGAAGCCGUACAGAUGCUCGUGGGAAGGCUGCGAGUGGCGCUUUGCGCGUAGUGACGAGCUAACGCGCCACUUCAGGAAGCACACCGGCGCCAAGCCAUUCAAAUGCAGCCACUGCGACAGGUGUUUUUCCCGCUCGGACCACCUGGCCCUGCACAUGAAGCGGCACAUCUAAGGCGGCGGAGGCGGCAGUAGCGGCCAAGCGGACGGAUGUUUCCUGACCGGUGUGGCGUCAGCGAGGCCGGUGAGGCAUUCGACGGCACAGCGCGGCAGACGACGUUCCGCUCAGCAGGAAGUCAACGCAGGCUCUCAUUUUGCACCGUACCCAGUGCCUCCGACACCUCGCUGAACUGGAGCAGGAACGUUCCGGAAAGGACAGGAAUUUGUGUAUGGUGUUUGACGCUUUUUUUUGGGGGGGGGGGACACAACCCGCCCCUGCUCCCUCCCUACUACCACUGCCCAAAGGAUCUUGGGAGUUUUUGGGGGGCGGCGGAGUGUUUGGACUGCGGAUGCCUGCGGCGGUUUUCUGAAGUGCGCCGUGCAUGGUGGACGAAUGGCGUCUUUCGAAUGGUGAGUGAAUGAAAAGAAAGCCUGGAGAGCAGACGAGGGCUUUUCUUUUUGUGUGUGCGCCCCCUGGAAGCUUGGAGGUGGAACUACGGCUCCCUGCUCUUUAAAACAAACACAAAAAGAAAAAAAAGGAGCGAGGGAGUAAGUUUUGUUUUGGUGCAGCUCAUAAAUGUGCAAUGUAUGAUGUAACCUGUCUGAAAAGAUACACGCCAGAAAGUUCUUUUUCCUUGUUUUUGAAGCAAGUCAGAGAAAAUCGGACGUUGAACGCCAACAGUGUCACUCAAAUACGCUGCAAAGGAACACCAUCAACGCUAAUCUCCUCAGAUUAAUCUGAUUAUUUUCCAAUUCUGAUCAGAUGUAACUUUUGUCUCAUAAAACCUACAACCCCCGCCCCCCAAAAUCCUCACUGUCAUCUUCUAGGAUUCAAACUUUAUGUUUCAACCGAUUUUUUGUCUUGAGACAAGACAACUCAUCAUAACAAUCUUGCAACAGUCAGAAAUCUUUGAAUAAUCCAAACUUUUUUCUUGCUAGAAAUCCAACAAGACUCCCAAACUAUGAUUGUCUUUUGUUUUUAUUAAUAAAAUUAAUCCAAUAAUCAUUUUUAUGAAAUACAAACAUAAAAGAAUGAAGGGAUAUUAUUCCUUUAAACUUUGGAGGGCUGGCAUCUAAAAAUCUGCCUAAAUCUACAUCAAGCAUAUCACCAAACGGGUUUUGGUUUUAAUUCCGUUUUUUUCUUGUUUCAAAGAGGCGUGGUGGUUUUUUCUUUGUUUUAAAGAUUCAUCAUGGUUGUGCCAACGCUUCAGUUAACAAAAAAAGGUUACAUUGCCAACUAGUGUCCCGGCGUGCACAUUGCAGCGUGUUCACAGGCUGCGGAUGUCGUGUGAAUGUUGGGGGGGGGGGUCAGUUCGUAUUUGUUGCGCUUGGAGAAUGACGUGGUUGGAGAGCGGCUCGCUUCAUGUUGCUCUUGUAGAAAAACCAUCAGACCCUUAAGAGCGCUUUUGGGGCCUUCACUUUUUCUUUGGCUUGGAGAUGGAGAGAGAAAAAAGUGCACUGUUGACCUUCCUGAUGCCUUACGCAAGUGGCCUUGUCCUCUUUAACACACACACAACACAACACACACACACGUGCGCGUGCAGCAAUGUAGUUGUUGAAAAAGCUUUACAGACGCUCAUUUCCUCCUACCCCGCCACAAUAAAUUGCGUGAAUCACAAAAAGACAAGAUAGACAUUUUCAUGUUUGUUUUUUUCUCCCCCCCCCAACUGAGUCAGACGGGAAUGCGUGGGUGGAACUUCUGGGAUUUGCUACUGAGUAGUAAACCUUCUCCUCACUCUAAAGGAGAGAGCUUUCAAAAAUCAAAAGAUAAUUUACGUGACUUUCCUCCUUGUAAAUUUUGACAUUUCAAUUUUGGCAUUUUGACUCAUUUGUAAUGUUACGUCUUUUUCCACAGGAAUAAAAUGACUUUCAUCUAGAACAUUUUAAACUUAUUCUCCAAAAGAUCCAAUUUUGAUUUUCUCGUCAAAACGAUUCUGACUAUGCGAUAAUUUUUUGCUGAUGUGUUUCUUUCUGGACUCAUCAGACGCUGACAAAGUGCGCGAGCGGUUUGUCGUUUUGACCAUUGAUUGCAACGUUGACCAUUUGUAGCUUACGGCAACAAAAUAAAAGAUGCACAAACUUGCAUCGUGUCAUUUUCCCAACCUUUCUUGAUGAUAUGACUUUAAUCUUGUGAUGUUGCCAUUUUGAUUUUUGACAAAAAAAAAAAAAGACAAAAACUUACAUCUUGAA
Syngnathus typhle (broad-nosed pipefish) is the source of this 5056-nucleotide messenger RNA. Its product is annotated as Krueppel-like factor 6. The coding region runs from base 2040 to 2882 and encodes 280 amino acids. The record is from RefSeq and is a predicted model, not a curated record. NCBI's taxonomy places the organism in Eukaryota, Metazoa, Chordata, Actinopteri, Syngnathiformes, Syngnathidae. The transcript has 4 exons. Gene Ontology annotation, biological process: regulation of transcription by RNA polymerase II. Gene Ontology annotation, molecular function: DNA-binding transcription factor activity, RNA polymerase II-specific; RNA polymerase II cis-regulatory region sequence-specific DNA binding.